AUGUGCCACUCGGACAGCGGGAAGUGUACGGACGGAUGUACACGUGGCUUUUAUGGUGGACUCUGCCAGCACACGUGUGAAGUUUGUUUUGAUGGUGUCUGUGAUCAGAAGACUGGUACCUGCACCAUAGGCUGCCACCUGACUGGACGCAGGUGUGAUUCUAGCUGUACGUUCAACUGUUCUAUAGCGGAAUGUCUUAGAGUGGAACAUUGCAACCAAGGUGAUAGUGACAGCGACAUUGUUGACCUGAAGAUUGGACUAUCAGCAGCCUUUUCACUUUUUGUAGUGAUCAUCCUGCUGGCCUUAUCACCCGUCUACUGCAAACAUUUAAGAACUUUUAAACAGCACAAAAUACAGGGAAUUAUUCCACAUGAAGCACCAAGUCAUGAGGACCAGGUACCCCCGGACUACUGUGAAAUCAGAGACGAAGAUGUUGACAUCGUGUGUGAGCUGCCAGGGAUAAGAGGAGACGACUCGGUAGCUGGAGCUGCCCCUGUCAUGCCUGUUCUGGCUGAUUGCUUUGCACCAGACUGCGAUAGUGCAGACAAUGAUGCUGCUACGUCAGAGGAGUCAGGUGUUGACGAGAACACGUACACUCACCUCGUGCGACCGGUUCUUGUUGAGCGGCCGGAAACAGUAGUGAACUAUGUACCCCCAAUCGAAGAGUGA
Molecule: messenger RNA, 669 nt
Organism: Haliotis rufescens (red abalone)
Lineage: Eukaryota; Metazoa; Mollusca; Gastropoda; Lepetellida; Haliotidae
Exons: 3
Coding region: 1-669 (222 amino acids)
Source: RefSeq, a predicted model, not a curated record